Molecule: messenger RNA, 771 nt
Organism: Penicillium antarcticum
Lineage: Eukaryota; Fungi; Ascomycota; Eurotiomycetes; Eurotiales; Aspergillaceae
Product: mitochondrial 54S ribosomal protein mL57
Exons: 2
Coding region: 1-771 (256 amino acids)
Biological process (GO): mitochondrial translation; RNA processing
Cellular component (GO): mitochondrial large ribosomal subunit
Molecular function (GO): structural constituent of ribosome; ribonuclease III activity
Source: RefSeq, a predicted model, not a curated record
AUGGCUUUGAACCUCACCUCCCGAGCGGCCAAGACCGCCUGCGCUGCAUCCAAAUCUGUCGCCCGCCCGAUUACGACAUUCAUCCCAUCCCGCGCCUACUCAAACUCUGCUGAGGACGCCCAACACCGGCCCCGAUGGUCCUACACCCCGGAGCAGGCCAAGGCGCCUUUCAGUUUACACCUUAACUCCAAGCGCCCUGUCUACCACGUCAACACAGACCCCGAGUUGCUGGACCGGUUCUACAUCCGAUUGCUGGGCAAUGGUGGUGACAAGGUCCUCUCUGAUGAGACCAAGUGGUUGGCAGUGACACAUAAGAGUUUCGACCAAGGACGUCGGGGUUUCAACGAUCGAUUGGCAUUCCUCGGAAAGCGCAUUGUGCACCUGCAAGCAUCGCUGGCUCUGGCGCAGAACGUAGCUAUGCCGGCAUCAGGCGCGGCACCCACGGAGCCUGUCAACAAGGUGGACGAGUUUGGUCGCGUGCCAUUCUCCCACCCGGCCCUCCAAGGACUGGGCAACCUAUCCCCCGAAAAUAAGAAGGUCCUUACUGACCGAUCGAAACUUGCUGAGCUUGGACAUAAGUACGAUCUGCCCAAGGUUCUCAGAUGGAGCCCCAAACAGCCCGAGGAUCUGCAACGAUCUGGCUAUGAUCUCGUGCUCGCGCAUACCCUGUAUGCUAUUAUCGGUGCUGUUUCGUUGGAAAAGGGAGCUGUCGUUGCGACCAAAUUGGCUCGGGAGCGGAUACUUGAGCCCCUGGGCCUCAAGUCGGUCUGA